Dioszegia hungarica is the source of this 903-nucleotide messenger RNA. RefSeq lists its product as uncharacterized. The coding region runs from base 1 to 903 and encodes 300 amino acids. The transcript is spliced from 3 exons. The record is from RefSeq and is a predicted model, not a curated record. NCBI's taxonomy places the organism in Eukaryota, Fungi, Basidiomycota, Tremellomycetes, Tremellales, Bulleribasidiaceae.
AUGUCUACCGCUAUGCCUACACCAAGAAUGAAUGAGAAGGUCAUGGAAGACUGGGCCGAGCGUCGAGAGCUACACAGUGUGAGCGACAGCGUGGAGGGACUCGAAGGCGUGACGGUGUGCACGAGUCUCAAUCACCUGCGCGGCUUCUGGACUGUGGAUCAGGAGGUGCGCAUUGCGAAGUCCUGCAGUGAUGACGCCCGCCAGACCGCCAGGUCGGCGGCAUUGUUUGCAGGAAUUCCCGUGGUUGAGUUGACGUCGACGCCGAUUCGAAACCCGGAGCCCUACCAAGGCCACCUCCCGCGGUUUGGAUGGGAAAGUGAGCUCUACGAAAUCGACGACUUUUGUCAGCUCAUCGCCGAUCGCAUCACUUCGCGGCGUACUAUCAAGAAUGCACUCGAAGGAUCUACGGGUAAAUCUGAUGUCGACUUCAGCUCCGCUAUCUCACUGCUGAAUACCGCUUGCGAUUCUGUCAAGAAGUUCCACGACUCGCUCUUCCCCAAGAUCACACUCAAUGUGCAGCAAGGCAUCUCCGGUCUUACAGCGCUGGAGUCGACCUACGCUGAGAACGAGUACAAGAAGGAGAGGCUCGAUGCGUUCAUCAAGCUGGCGGAGGCUUUCGGCAAGUUCGUGGGAUUGGCGAAGUCAGCCGUUGACAUUCAGAUUGAGGGCGAUGCAGGGGGGAAGGAGCUCGCCAAUGCAGACAUCGCACGCACAGCGGCGAUGGAGGCAGUGCUUGCGGCAGAUGAGGAGGCUUACAAAUUGCAGAUUUGGCCUGAUGAUAGAGAGGCCCCAGACACCGUCGAAGAGGUCACUGUGCUUCUGGACUCUCUUGUGGCGUCUUUUGAUGAGGGAGCAACGCAAGACGAGGUCGCCAAGGUCACCGAGCUUCUAAAGUCUCUGUGA